Gavia stellata (red-throated loon) is the source of this 1789-nucleotide messenger RNA. RefSeq names its product pygopus family PHD finger 1 (gene PYGO1). The record is from RefSeq and is a predicted model, not a curated record. The transcript has 3 exons. Lineage: Eukaryota; Metazoa; Chordata; Aves; Gaviiformes; Gaviidae. The coding region runs from base 7 to 1263 and encodes 418 amino acids.
UCUGUAAUGUCAGCGGAACAGGAGAAGGACCCCAUCGCGCUGAAGAGAUCCCGAGGUGGUGACAGUGGAUUGGAUGGGUUAGGAGGACCAGGAGUACAGCUUGGAAGCCCUGAUAAGAAAAAGCGCAAAGCAAAUACGCAGGGAUCAUCAUUUCCUCCUCCAUCUGAAUAUGCUCCACCGCCGAAUCCAAGCUCUGACCACCUUGUAGCUGCAAAUCCAUUUGAUGACAACUAUAAUACUGUGUCUUAUAAACCACUUCCUUCAGGAAAUCCAUAUUUUAGUAAUCCUGGUUAUCCUGGCUUUGGAGGCUAUAACACUUUCAGAAUGCCACCUCACAUGCUGCCCAGAGUGUCCUCGCCCUAUGGUGGUUCUUACUCCCUCAGAAACCAGCCACAUCCCCUUCCUCAAAACCCUGUGGGAAUGGGUUUUAGCCGACCCCACUCUUUCAGCUUUGGUCCGCAUGAUAACCCAAGUUUUGGGAAUCAACCACCUUAUAGUAGUGGUCAUAUAAAUCAAAACGUCAAUAUGCCUGGUCAGCAUUUCAGACCAAAUCCUGGUGAGAACUUUGGCCAUUCUGGUCAGAUACCUCACCCUGAUGUGCCAUCUAACUUUGGUCCUGGAAACAAUCCAAGUUUCCCAAAUUCUCAGCUAGAGUCAAACCAUUCUUUUGUUCCUCCACCAAACACGUACAACCAGACAAAAUCAUCUGCACAAAAGCAAGACUUUAGUCAAGGUGCAAGCAAAGCAUCCAGCCAGAACACUGCUGCUCAUCAGCAUCAUCACAGGUCAGAGGACAUUGUAAGUCAAGGUAACAGCGACCUAAAAAGUGUUACUCGAAACAAUGUGGUAAAUCAGGAAAAUAGCCAUUCUAAUAGUGCUGAUAACACUAAUGCUGGUCAUUCAAAUGGGACUCAGAGUAAGUCCCGCCAGCCUCGAGGUACUACUGAAGGAUGCAACUCUGAAAAGAGCAGCAAAACACCCCUUCAUCCCAGUCGUCAUGGUCACUCGUCCUCUGAACCCGUCUAUCCAUGUGGAAUUUGUACACAUGAAGUUAACGAUGACCAGGAUGCCAUCCUGUGUGAAGCUUCUUGUCAAAAAUGGUUUCAUCGGAUCUGUACAGGCAUGACUGAGUCAGCUUAUGGCCUUCUUACAGCAGAAGCGUCAGCAGUAUGGGGUUGUGAUACUUGCAUGGCUGACAAGGAUGUCCAGUUAAUGCGUACAAGAGAGACUGCAGGACCACCUGCAUUGAAUACGGAUGGCUAACAAUGUGUGGUAGUGGUUGAAAUACUUGUGAUGCAGAUUUGGUUACAAAUUGGGUACUUCAUGUUCUGCAGACAAUCAGUUGCGUUUCAUUGCUGUCAUCUUUUUUUCCCUAAUCUCUUUUAAUUCAUAAACUUCCAUCUCAGUUUUUGUACUCUUAGUUUUAUGUGUGCAAAUGUUUUACAGGAUGGAAUAUUUUUUGUUUCUGAUUAACUGUAAAACAUAACUGACAACUGAUCAGAAGUAGGAUGUGCAUUGGCAAUUUUACUGAAGGCAAAUAUGUGCCUGUAUGAAUAGCCACUAAUUUGCUAGUGUUAAUGUGUUAACUGACACCAGCAUUUAGUGCUUGGUUUUAAUGGUACUGUAUUUGCAAGUACUCAUUAAAUUAUUUUUUUGGGGGGUGAGUGUCCAUUACUGAUGUUCUUGCUAUCCUUUGAAUAUGGUGGAGAUGACAUGGAGGAAUGUGCAGUACUGAUAGUUUUUAUUUUAGGGUAAAUACAGAGAAUUCCGUAUGUGCUUUUUCCUAUUU